GUCGCCGCCCUCCGGGUCUCUUCCGUUCGCAGCGGAACACCGGAGCUCUUCUCUCGGACCCUCAGCGGGCAGCAACGUGUCCGACAUCAUGGCUCUGUACAACUUCAAGAAGAUCAUGGUGGUUCCCACCGCUAAGGAUUUCAUCGACAUCACUUUAUCCAAAACACAAAGGAAAACUCCCACAGUGAUUCACAAGCAUUACCAGAUCCACCGUAUCCGACACUUCUACAUGCGGAAGGUGAAGUUCACGCAGCAGAACUACCACGACCGGCUCACGCAGAUCCUCACCGACUUCCCCAAACUGGACGACAUCCAUCCGUUCUACGCCGACCUGAUGAACGUUCUGUACGACAAAGACCAUUACAAGCUGGCGCUGGGGCAGCUCAACAUCGCCAAGAACCUCAUCGAUAACGUUGCCAAAGACUACGUGCGCCUGAUGAAGUAUGGCGAUUCUCUGUAUCGCUGUAAGCAGCUGAAGCGAGCCGCUCUGGGUCGGAUGUGCACCAUCCUGAAGCGGCAGAAGUCCAGUCUGGAGUACCUGGAGCAGGUCCGCCAGCAUCUGUCCCGUCUGCCGAGCAUCGACCCCAACACCAGGACGCUGCUGCUGUGCGGUUACCCCAACGUGGGCAAGUCCAGCUUCAUCAACAAGGUGACCCGGGCCGACGUGGACGUGCAGCCGUACGCCUUCACCACCAAGUCUCUGUUUGUGGGCCACAUGGACUACAGGUAUCUGCGCUGGCAGGUGGUGGACACUCCUGGGAUCCUGGACCAUCCUCUGGAGGACAGGAACACCAUCGAGAUGCAGGCCAUCACGGCGCUGGCCCACCUGCGGGCGGCGGUUCUGUACGUCAUGGACGCCUCGGAGCAGUGUGGUCACACUCUGCAGGAGCAGCUGGAGCUCUUCAACAACAUCCGGCCGCUGUUCGCCAACAAGCCGCUCAUCAUCGUGGCGAACAAAUGUGACGUGAAGAAGCUCAGCGAGCUGCCGGAGGAGAACCAGAAAAUCUUUGCAGAUCUUUGUGCUGAGGGAGUCCAGGUCAUCGAGACGAGCACCCUGACGGAGGAGGGAGUCAUGCAGGUCAAAACGGAGGCCUGCGACCAGCUGCUCGCUCAUCGCGUCAACACCAAGAUGAAGGGCAAGAAGGUCCACGACGUCCUGAACCGGCUGCACCUGGCCAUGCCGGCCAAGAGGGACGAGAAGGAGAGGCCUCCGUUCAUCCCAGAGGGAGCCCUGGUGCGCAAGAGAGCCAUGGAGGUGGACGCCCCCAAACGCAAACUGGAGAGAGAUCUGGAGGUGGAGCUCGGGGACGACUACGUUCUGGACCUACAGAAAUACUGGGACCUGAUGAAUGACGACGAGAAGCACGAUAAGAUCCCCGAGGUGUGGGAGGGACACAACAUCGCAGACUACAUCGACCCCGACAUCAUGAAGAAACUGGAGGAGCUGGAGAAGGAGGAGGAGCUGAAGGAGCGCGCCGGCGAGUACGACUCCGAUGACGACAGCGAGGACGACGAGAUGCAGGAGAUCCGGGUUCUGGCCAAACAGAUCCGCGAGAAGAAGCAGCUCCUGGUGAUGGAGUCGAAGGAGAAGGACGUUCACGGACCUCGCAUGCCCAGGACGGCCACCAAGGUUGAAAGGAAGCAGCUGGAGAAGGAGAUGGGGAACCUCGGCCUGGACAUGAGCGACAAGGACGACAGCCACUACGCUCAGCAGGCCAGACGCUCUCGCAGCGUCGCUGUCAAACGGAAGCGCGAAUCUUCAGCGCCGCCGACCUCCAGAACGCGCAGCCAGAGCGCCUCCCGUCCACCGCGAGACCAGUCAGGCCUCCGAGAUCCAAAGAUGGCGAAGAAGGCGAAGAAGAUGAUGAAGAACUCCCAGAAAGGCAUGAACCGCCAGGGCAGGAAGGGAGAGUCCGACCGACACGUGUUCGACCUCAAACCCAAACACCUGCUGGCCGGGAAGAGGAAGUCCGGAACCACCGACCGCAGAUGAAUCUGCUUUUUCUGAGACUCUUCCUAUGAAAUGUUCCCAAACUGUCUGAGUGAUGAGUGACUGCAGUGAUAUUUGGUCUUUUGUGGGUCAGGUCAGGCUUUCCUCACAGAACCAGUGAAGCCUUCUGAUCCCACAACCCUGAGCUGCUUAACGUCUGCUUUGUUUCAGCCCUUCAGUCGUAUGUUAUCAUCAUCAUGUUAUUAUUAUUAUCGUCCCAUCAGCUGUUCUGUCUCACAGCUUGGUUUUGUUUGUGACUCCAGAAACAUCUUGUUAUUGGAUAAAGUGAUGAUGCUGCUUUUAUAAAGUCUCCUCUAAAGAAAUGUGACGGAACAAAGGAGCCAAUAAACCGACAUCUGAUCUGA
Messenger RNA from Stegastes partitus (bicolor damselfish), 2355 nucleotides. RefSeq names its product GTP binding protein 4 (gene gtpbp4). Bases 89 to 1993 code for a protein of 634 amino acids. Lineage: Eukaryota; Metazoa; Chordata; Actinopteri; Pomacentridae. The transcript has 17 exons. The record is from RefSeq and is a predicted model, not a curated record. Gene Ontology annotation, molecular function: GTP binding.